AUUAACGACACUUUUUGUUGGAACCUUUCCCAUCACUACCGGACAUAAUUCAGCCGCGCCCCGAAUGAAAGGAAUAGAUUAUUCGGUGCUGGUAGUGGUGGCGGUGAAUGUCUCGUAAAAUGUUCGCUUGAAAGAGUGAGAAGAUGAAUAGAGAGGUUUAGCAUUAGGAUAAGCGCGAUGUGUACUCGACAUUCAUUUCGGCCAUAACUCAAGCGAGCUAAAGAAAAUAAACACAACCGUUCGGCGAUUGCACAAGGGUAGGAACGGGUGCGUCCUACACUUGGUGACACCAUUCGACGGUUUUAUGACCCCUAGGUUGGGAAGGCGCCACUAUAGGCUGCCCAGCGUUGGCGGACGGUUGUAAUUGCAGGUUGAAAGUGAAACUGUGUGAUCUGAUUGAUGAUCGCCAUACUUAAUCGAUUGAAAGCUAGCGAUAAUCGCAAGAGUUACCCAUUCACAAUCACAGAGACGAGCACCGAGGGACGGAUGAUACUUUACCGUGGGGUUGCGCCAGAGCAACGGAACGACUUCUUCGGACAAGCUACCAUCACGACCAUGGUGCACCGCAGCGCGCCACAUCACAUUAACUCGACCUACGUAGCCCAAAGCAUACCAAUGUUUCGCAAUGCAAGGUGAGCCCCGGUGCAUCUGUGAGUUCAGGUGGCAGGCAGAUGCUAAAGCAUCGGUUUAUCGAUGACUCUUCCCCCUGCCAGCACCAGGAUAAGGACGUACCGGAUUGGCAGUGGUCGCCACAAGGUGGAUCUUCACUUCCAACUAAUCACCACCAACCGCUUCAACCAGCGCUUGCAGGGCUGGUACUCGUACUCGCUACCACUGUUUCACGAGCAUCUCACCAUGUACAUUCACUACACCCAUCUAAGCUAUCAUGAGCAAUCGUCGCAAAUUUUAAGUAUCGUCCUGCUCCCGUUCGCACUGCUGGGACUGUUGUUAUGUCUCUCCCUGCUGUUGGCAUUACGCACGGGCAACUCUUACCGCAGCGACCGCAACCAAUCCCGUCCGGUUUCGUUUAUCGACACGCUUAUCUGGAUGGUGGGUGUUUUAGCGCAGCAGGGCAGUAUCAUCCGUCCAAAUUCAUCGUCCAGCAUGGUCAUCAUCCUGGUAGCGCUUUACAUGUCCGCAAUCAUCUACUGCUCCUACCUGACGAAGAUUGCCUCGCUGCUCUCGGUGGACGCGAGCGUAAAUCUUGAUCUGCAAACGGUGCUUUCGGCAGGACAGUAUCAGAUCGGUUUCGUAGGCAACAAUACGGCGGACGAAACUGUUAUCCAGAAACGAUACGAUCCAGUGAUGAACGAGAUUAUGCGACGGAUGGUGCAGAACAGUUCACUAUACUCGCUAUCCCACGAACAUGCGUUGCACCGCGUACUUACCACGAAAUAUGUACUGAUUGGCAAUGUGGGAAGUGUGCGCAAGGCGAUGCAAACUCUAGACGAGCAGCAAAACUGUAACAUCACGGAAAUAGAGCUAACAGGAAUCGAGCAGAUGAUUGCACUGCAAAUGCCAUCGUUCUACGCGUACCGCAAAAUCAUCCAUUAUGAGUAAGUGUAGCGGCAGUCGGCGUGAGAUACACAAUUUAUGAGUUUCCUUAUUUUUUUGAGUCACAGAAUUUUACGAUAUUAUUCAAACGGCGUAAGACAUCGGCUUGGAUUAGGAACUAUUCCGUCCCGCAGAAUGUGCGUUCCAAACAAGCAGUUUUACCGGAUCACCUUGUGCAACAUUACUGUGCAUCUGUACUUGCUAAAAGUGGGUUUCACACUAGCAGCCAUUUUGGUGUGUUUCGAAUUGUUGUAUAAUCACGUAAAGAAGUUUAAACAAAACAAGGCACGAAAAUUCAAGGGGUAAAGUAUGAAAGUAUUUGUUGCGAAUACAACCUUUCCAACAAUUACGGAAUGUGCCAUUUUGUAUAUCUCACACAUAAAUUAUAGACGGCCUGUUAGUGGCCAGAUUU
Molecule: messenger RNA, 1966 nt
Organism: Anopheles gambiae (African malaria mosquito)
Lineage: Eukaryota; Metazoa; Arthropoda; Insecta; Diptera; Culicidae
Exons: 4
Coding region: 694-1560 (288 amino acids)
Source: RefSeq, a predicted model, not a curated record